This is a messenger RNA of Tetranychus urticae (two-spotted spider mite), 1449 nucleotides long. RefSeq names its product clotting factor G beta subunit-like. NCBI's taxonomy places the organism in Eukaryota, Metazoa, Arthropoda, Arachnida, Trombidiformes, Tetranychidae. Gene Ontology annotation, biological process: proteolysis. The record is from RefSeq and is a predicted model, not a curated record. Gene Ontology annotation, molecular function: serine-type endopeptidase activity.
UUCAUCAGACAUCUCUCUUUUUGUAAUGAAAGUAAAACAAUUACGCCAGAAUUAUGAACUUUUUCAUAUUGUGGCUACCAUUUGUGCUUAAUCGAGUUAACAAGUAAAUUAAUUCUAAAAUGAAUAUCUGGACAAGUUGGAAUAAAAUAUGGCUUUAAUUAGGUGGAUAAACUAGCAACAAAAGCGAGGUUAUCAAUGAUAAUCAAAGUCACUUUUGAUUUAAAUUGAGAAAUCAAAGGUUCAACUUCUUUUCUACCUGAAAACAAUUUCUCUCAAAGUGUAAUACUUUACUAUGUAUCUACCGGCGAUUUUUCUAGCUUUAUCAGCCUUUUUCAUUGAAUUAGGGUUGAACGGACCGAUUACAGUUUUAAGUGGUGUACUUUUAACGGAAUCUCUUCUCCGGGAAAAUGAAUGUACAAUGUCCGAUGGAAGACCUGGAAGCUGCAAAAUCCUUUCAAUUGAGAAAUGUUCAACAUUAAAAGUUAAUGAACCGUUGAAGAAAUGUAACAAAAACAAUUUACCGUUCUCAUUUAACCCAGUUUGCUGUCCUUUCAGUAGUAAGCCAGGAGUCCUCCCAACAUCACCUAAUAAAGGUUGCGGAAACCAGCCAAGUAUUAAAGCGAUUGUUGGUGGUCAAGUUGUUAAUCCUCGUAAUAAGUAUCCAUGGAUGGUUGGCUUAAUGUCAAAAUCAUAUAAUCGAUUCCGCUUGAUUUGUGGUGGUGCCCUGAUUAAUGAGAAAUUUGUACUAACAGCCGCUCAUUGCGUUACACGAACGUCAGGAAAAGUCAAGCCUACUGAAUUACGAGUAAAAUUGGGAUCAUUUGAUAUCAAUGAAUCGGGUAGUUUACUUGAAAUUGAAGCUGUCUAUCCACAUGAAGAGUACAAAUUCUGGCUUGCCUAUCAUGACAUUGCCUUGAUUAAAUUGAAAAAACCUGUUAAAAUGGACGACGUUCUAGAGCCAAUUUGUUUACCUCCAUUCGAUACUAAGAAAAAACUCGAUACCAAAGAAAUGGUUGGCUCACCAGUUACCGUUGCUGGCUGGGGAACAACAUCUUAUGAAGGAUCGACAUCAAAGUUAUUAAGAGAAGUAACUGUAACUAUUCAAGAUCGAGACGAAUGUAGCCGUAAUUAUACUAAAAUGGACGGAGCUAAAUCCGUUUUACCUGAUGGAGUAAAUGAAGGUUUUCUUUGUGCCAGUGAAGAAGGCAAAGACUCUUGCCAGGGUGAUUCUGGUGGACCUUUAAUGUAUACUGAUCCAAAAACUGGUCUAGUUAGCCAAAUUGGUGUCGUUUCAUUUGGUUACAAAUGUGCUGAAUCAGGUUUUCCUGGAGUUUACACCAAUGUCGCUCAUUAUUUGAAAUGGAUUGGAAGCCAUAUUGAAGAUUAUAAUGUUUGAACUAGUAAAAUAAAGUUCAAAUAGAUAACAAUAAUAAUUUCUAAUUAAAGUAA